AUGACCUUCCAUGUUCGGGCAGGAGGGGCGGCCGCCAUAGAAGCCAAGGGAAGGGGCCUUUUCUCCUGCCAGGUUCCUCGUCGGCGCCGACGACGGUUACCGGUCGUCACUUCUUCCCCUUCCCUUCUCCCCCUCGUGCUCAACUCCUCGCCGUCGAGACCGUCUACCACCCUUCUCCUCCCCGCGACGUUGCCACCGCCGGAACGGCCAUGGCUCCUCUCCAGCUUCUCCUCGCGACGCCAUCAUCAGAUAGUUCAUAGUCGUUCCUCUCCUCCGCCUCCUCUCUUCUCUCAGCCAGCACCAUCGCCGGGCAGACCACUGCCCUUCUCCGUUCCCUCCUCGCUAAGUUGUCGCCGCCGAGACCGUCUACCGCUCUCCUCCUCCACUCGAUGCCACCGCCGACUCCUCCUCGCUGCACUGCUGCCGACCGACAACCUCCCUCUCCUCCUCUCCGCGUGUCGCCGCUGUCGGACCGACAGCCUCCCUCUCCUCCUCUCCGCGUAUCGCCGCUGUCGGACCGACAGCCUCCCUCUCCUCCUCUCCGCGUAUCGCCGCUGCCGGACCGACAAUCUCUCUCCCCCUCUACCUCGCGACAUUGCCGCUAGACCCACGCCGCCAUGCGCUUUCGGCACUGGUCGAGCCUUCGAGCCAUCGUCGUAUUUUUUCCUUCGGGAGGUGGUUGUAUUUCGACUCGUGUGCUUAUGUUGUAUUCUUAUCUGUGUACUGAUGUUGUAUCCCGGCCAACGUGUCGAUAGUUUAUCCCGGUCUGCGUACCGGUGUCUUAUCCCGGUCUGCGUACCAGUGCAUUAUCCCGACCUGCGUGUCGGUGCCUUAUCCCGGUCUGCGUACCGGUGCCUUAUCCCGGUCUACGUACCGGUGUCUUAUCCCGGUCUGCGUACCGGUGCCUUGUCCCGGCUUGCGAGCCUUAUCCCGGUCUGCGUACCAGUGUCUUAUCCCGGUCUGCGUACCGGUGUCUUGUCCUGGCCUGCGUACCGGUGCCUUAUCCCGGUUUGCGUACCGGUGCCUUAUCCCGGUCUGCGUACCGGUGUCUUAUCUCUGUCUGCCUAUCGUCUCCCGAUUUCGUGCCGCGUCCAGCUCCGCGUCGUCAGAUCUAGUUCUACAGCCUGAUCAGAGUUAGCUACUCUUCCGGGUCACGACAACUCGAGCCGCGUCCCAUCCGAGGGCACCCCCCCUGAGCCAAGAUAAAGGUAAAGGAAAGAUGGACUAGCGGAGGCUGGAGGACAAUGCGAUGAAGAUGUGUGUGGAUGGAACUUAGAAUAAAGACCUUGGAGGAAUUAGAAACCUUAAGAAUUUAGUAUUUUCUUGUAGUGUUACUUUUCUGCAUCUUCAGUUGUUUGGAUGUCUUGAAUUGUGAUAAUUAGACUUAGAUUACUUGUUGCCAUGGUCUCAGAUA
Messenger RNA from Zingiber officinale, 1414 nucleotides. RefSeq lists its product as uncharacterized. Bases 1 to 1128 code for a protein of 375 amino acids. The record is from RefSeq and is a predicted model, not a curated record. The transcript has 3 exons. NCBI's taxonomy places the organism in Eukaryota, Viridiplantae, Streptophyta, Magnoliopsida, Zingiberales, Zingiberaceae.